Molecule: messenger RNA, 684 nt
Organism: Brassicogethes aeneus
Lineage: Eukaryota; Metazoa; Arthropoda; Insecta; Coleoptera; Nitidulidae
Source: the annotation of a GenBank genome assembly
AUGGACGAUGAAAAGCCCAAAUCCUUCGCUGAAAAGCAGGCGGAACGCAUGAAAAGGCUGCGUAACUUGCACACGAUGCGUAACGAGGCCAGAUCUCACAACCACAAGGAAGUUAUAGCCGAAGACGCGCGAAAUAACUUGCCAGCGAACUACGAAAGUCGCAAGCGUCGCGCUGAGUGGACGUUAAACGAUCAGAAGGAACGCGAAGAGGCCAAAAGUAGAGGCGAGGAUUACGAUAGGGUUAAGUUGUUGAAUGUAACGGCCGUGGAGGCCGAGAAAAUGGAGAGGAUGAGGAAGAAGAAGAACCCUGAUCAGGGGUUCUCGGACUUUGAAGCUGCCAGUUUCAGGCAGUAUAACAGGUUAAUCAAGACUCUGCCCCAAAAAGACAUGGAAAGAUAUGAGGAACAGAAGGAGAAAUACGGGGAAGCCUUCUAUGCAGGUCCAAACACCAUAAUACAUGGUAUUCAUGAAGAUAGACCCGAGGCUGUGGAUAACUUGGUUAAAAGUGUGGAAGACCAAAUUGCCAAGAGGAAUAAGUAUUCCCGAAGAAGGACACAUAAUGAUGAUGCUGAUAUCGACUAUAUUAACGAGAGAAAUGCCAAGUUUAACAAAAAAUUGGACAGAUUCUAUGGGGAACAUACUGCAGAGAUAAAACAGAAUCUUGAAAGGGGGACGGCAGUUUAA